AUGCUCGCCUCCGCCGUCCGCAUUCCCUCGCCCGAGCCGGACGUCGCGGAGCAGGACGCCCCCCGCAAGCGCGACCGCUCGCCCUACGACGCCGGCCCUUCGAAGCGCUCGCGGCGCCACGACGCCGACGACACCAACGGCGACGACAAAGAUGCGCCGCCGCGCCGCGAGAGGGGGAACGGCCGUCCGCGCGACCACAACGGCAGCAGAGACGUCCAGGUCGGCGACGACGAUGCGCGCCUCAACCUCUUCAAGAGCGCCUUUAGCGCCUCGCGCAAGCUGCCCAUCGACGACUCCAAGACGCGCGCCGGCGGUGCCUACAUCCCGCCCGCGCGCCUGCGCGAAAUGCAGAAGGACAUCACCGACAAGGCGACGCCCGAGUUCCAGCGCAUGGCCUGGGAGGCCCUGAAGAAGUCGAUCCAGGGCCUGAUCAACAAGACCAACACGGCCAACAUCAAGAUGAUUGUCCCCGAGCUGUUCAGCGAGAAUCUGAUUCGCGGGCGAGGCCUCUUUUGUCGCGCCAUCAUGAAGGCCCAGGCUGCUAGUUUGCCGUUCACGCCCAUCUACGGUGCCAUGGUCGCUAUCGUCAACACAAAGCUGCCGCAGGUGGGAGAUCUGCUGGUUAGGCGCUUGAUUGUGCAGUUCAGGAAGAGCUUCAGGAGAAACGACAAGGCCGUGUGCUUGGCCAGUACCAUGUUCCUCAGCCACCUGGUCAACACGCAGGUCGUGCACGAGGUGCUGAUUGCCGAGAUUCUGCUGCUGCUGCUCAACAAGCCGUCGGACGACUCGGUGGAGAUUGCCGUGGGCAUCAUGAAAGAGGUGGGCGCUUUCCUCGAGGAGAUGAACUCGGUGAUCGCGAAUGCAAUUUUCGACCAGAUGAGGAAUAUUCUGCACGAGGCCGAUAUCGACAAGCGCACCCAGUACAUGAUUGAGGUCUUGUUUGAGGUCAGACGGACCAAGUACAAGGAUCAUGCCGCGGUCAAGGAGGAUUUGGAUCUUGUGGAAGAGGAGGACCAGAUCACACAUAGGCACACACUCGAGGACGAUGUCAAGGUCGAGGACGGUCUCAACAUCUUCAAGUUCGAUGCAGAGUACGAAGCGCACGAGGCUGAGUACCAGAAGAUCAAGGCCGAGAUCCUGGGCGAAGAGGAGGGCAGCGAUGCCGAAUACACAGACGCUUCUGACUCGGACGACGAGGACGAAGAGCAAAAGGCCGAAGACGUCAAGGACCAAACCAAUGCCGACCUCGUCAGCCUUCGCCGAACCAUCUACCUCACCAUCAAGUCUAGCGGUGGUUUCGAGGAAUGUUGUCACAAGCUCAUGCGCAUCAACCUCCCGCACGGCCUCGAGAACGAACUCACGACCAUGAUCGUCGAGUGCGCCAGCCAGGAGCGUACCUAUGAAAAGUUCUACGGCAUGAUCGGUGAACGCUUUUGCAAGAUCAAUCGCAUGUGGACCGAUCUGUUUGAGGAAGGCUUCGCACACUACUACGAAACCAUUCACCGCUUCGAGACAAAUCGCCUGCGCAUCAUUGCCCAAUUUUUCGCACACCUCCUUGCCACAGAUGCGAUCGGGUGGCAUGUGUUCCAGGUUGUCAAGCUCAACGAGGAGGACACAACGUCUUCUUCUCGUAUCUUUAUCAAAAUUCUCUUCGAAGAACUACUCUCCUUCCUUGGUCAAAAAGACGUCGUUGCGCGUUUCAAGGACCCCAUACUGCAAGACAGCCUCACUGGUGUCUUCCCCACAGACGCAGACGAUCAGGCCAAGACGCGCUUCUCGAUCAACUUCUUCACCGCUAUCGGUAUGGGUGUGCUUACCGAGGGUAUGCGCGAGUGGCUCAAGAAUGCCGCGCCGAAACCAAAGCCGCUUCCCGAGCCAGAGAGCGACUCCGAGGACUCGAGGAGCGUGUCAAGUUAUUCCUCGUACUCGUCACGCAGCGAUUCACGCAGCAGGAGUAGGAGCAGGAGUAGAAGUCACACCCCAGCCCGCAGACGCCGCGAUUCGAGAUCUUCUUCGAGGGGCCGGUCGUACACGCGCAGCCCGACACCAGACCGCAAACGCGUCACAGCUGGUAAAGCACGCACCCGCUCCCUCUCAGACUCACGCUCUCGUUCCCGCUCCCCUGCUCCGCGCAAGAAGCGCAACUAUUCCUCCAGCCGCUCGCCUUCGCGCUCUCGCUCGCCACCUCCCAAGCGCCGUGGUCGUAGCCCUUCAAACUCGCCCUCGAGGAGUCCGCCACCAAAGAAGAAGGCCAGGAGUCCCAGUGUGAGCGUGAGCAGGAGCAGGAGUCCAGUGCGAAGGCGACGGAGCUACAGUUCAAGCAGAUCAAGAAGCCCACCACCCAAGAAGACCAACGGGAAAGGCAAGGCGAGGGCGAGUGAGAGUCGGAGUCGUAGCCCUGUACGGCGGAGACGGAGCUACAGCAGCUCGAGGUCUAGAUCUCCUCUGCCCCGAAAAGGGAGGGAUUCCUAG
Molecule: messenger RNA, 2472 nt
Organism: Ascochyta rabiei
Lineage: Eukaryota; Fungi; Ascomycota; Dothideomycetes; Pleosporales; Didymellaceae
Product: pre-mRNA-splicing factor cwc22
Exons: 1
Coding region: 1-2472 (823 amino acids)
Biological process (GO): mRNA splicing, via spliceosome
Cellular component (GO): catalytic step 2 spliceosome
Molecular function (GO): protein binding; RNA binding
Source: RefSeq, a predicted model, not a curated record